Python bivittatus (Burmese python) is the source of this 255-nucleotide messenger RNA. Lineage: Eukaryota; Metazoa; Chordata; Lepidosauria; Squamata; Pythonidae. The record is from RefSeq and is a predicted model, not a curated record.
CUGUGUGCUAUAAUGACAGAGUUCCUGGUUUGUUUUAACUGUUGCAUUGGAGAUCAGCCUCGAACAAAGAGGCAUCCACGACUUGACAGAAAAAUGAUAGGAGAGCCAAUGAACUUUGUUCACAUCACUCAUUUUGGAACAAAGGAGAUGGCCAGUAACCCCCCAUCAGUUGGGCAAAUUCAGGAACGGAUGAAUUCCAAAGGAGGCUACAGCAACCAUUCUAUGAGUACACAGGUUUAGGAGGUCUUCAAAUUA